Messenger RNA from Glycine soja, 939 nucleotides. RefSeq names its product protein polybromo-1-like. The record is from RefSeq and is a predicted model, not a curated record. The coding region runs from base 9 to 722 and encodes 237 amino acids. Lineage: Eukaryota; Viridiplantae; Streptophyta; Magnoliopsida; Fabales; Fabaceae. The transcript has 3 exons. Gene Ontology annotation, molecular function: chromatin binding.
AAUUAGAAAUGGAGAAUCAUCGACGUCGUACUCAAGUGACAACAAGCGACGAUGAAGACGAACAAGAAAAAGAAGAGGUAUUGAAACUGCCUCGUCCUGUGGAGGACGCUAAGCCUAUUGGCGAGCCUCUUAAGUAUUCUAGAAAAGGGAAAAGCAAGAAGUGGCACUAUGACUCCUUUGAAUUCAAUGGCAUCCAAUAUACUAUUGGGGAUCAUGUUCUUUUCAAACCCGAGGAAAAGGGCCAAAAGCCAUAUGCUGGAAUUAUUAAGGACAUUACACAGGGAAAUAAUGGCAAUGUGGUAGUGACGGGACAAUGGUUUUAUCGUCCCGAAGAAGCUGAGAAAAAAGGUGGUGGAAAUUGGAAAUCGUGUGAUUCAAGGGAGUUGUUUUAUAGUUUUCACUGUGAUGAUGUUCAUGCUGAGGCUGUUAUGCAUAAGUGUGUGGUGCAUUUUGUUCCCCAAAACAAGCAACUUCCAAAACGUAAGGAUCAUCCAGGAUUUAUUGUACAAAAGGUGUAUGACAAUGUAGAAAAAAAACUUUGGAGGUUGGGUGAUAAGGACUAUGAGGAUAUUAAGCAGCAAGAGAUUGAUGUGCUUGUUGAGAAGACUCUUCAACGUAUUGGUGAACUAAUCGACAUUGAGCCUGAUGAAGCCCUUGAUGAUGGGGAAGACCAAAUGAAAAAUAAAAAAAAGCUCAAGGAGAAAAAGUGUUUCACCUCUUAAUGUUUUAAAGGACCAAAUGUUUCAAAAAUGAUCUACAAGGUUGUUGAAGAUCCUCCACCAACUCCUUCAUCCACUUUUGCACCUUCACCUUCACCAACUUAUGUGUGAUUCAUUACUUGUUUGUUCUACAUAACCAAACCAAAAUCAACAAGUUGUCCCUAUGAUGUCAUCCACCUUAACCACCUCCUCAAUCUUGAACAACUUAUUUGUUUUUGUC